AUGUCUGUCAAUGUUAGUCUCGACUCAUACGACAAAGAGCAGGUGAAACUGAUGGAGGAAAUGUGCAUUCUUGUAGACGAGAAUGAUCGAAGAAUCGGUGCUGAUACGAAAAAAAAUUGUCAUCUUAUGGAAAAUAUAAAUAAGGGGCUCCUCCAUCGUGCCUUUUCUGUUUUCCUUUUCAAUUCCGAAAAUAAAUUAUUGUUACAACAACGGUCUGAUGAUAAAAUUACAUUCCCUGGCUUAUGGACAAACACUUGCUGUUCGCAUCCUUUGAAUACCCCACUUGAAUUGAAGGAAGAUGAUCAAAUUGGUGUUCGUCGUGCAGCUCAAAGAAAAUUAAAUCAUGAGCUGGGUAUUAAUCAUGAACAAGUACCGCUUGACAAAUUUUCAUUUUUGACUAGAAUUCAUUACUUGGCGCCUUCUGAUGGAAUUUGGGGUGAACACGAAGUUGAUUAUAUUCUCAUAAUUCGAGCUAACGUUGAUCUCGAAGUUAACGAAAAUGAAGUUAAGGCUGUGGAGUAUUUAUCUUUGGAAGACUUACGAAAAAGAUUUAAUAAUCCCGGCGAUUGGAAAUUUACGCCCUGGUUCAAACUGAUCUCUGAAAAAUUUCUUUUUGACUGGUGGGAAAAAUUGAAUGAUCUUGACGAAUGCAAGGAUGUCAAAAAAAUCCAUAAACUGGGCUUUUAA
Messenger RNA from Acaulospora morrowiae, 687 nucleotides. NCBI's taxonomy places the organism in Eukaryota, Fungi, Glomeromycota, Glomeromycetes, Diversisporales, Acaulosporaceae. The record is from the annotation of a GenBank genome assembly.